GGGGGGAAGAGGAAGGAGGACCCAGACGACAGCCCGGAGACACUCUCCCACCCCCACCGCCCCUCCUUGCUUCCUUCCCAUCGCCAAACUCCCUCAUCAGUUCCGUGCCGUCCCCGCGCGCGGGCGGCUGGUGCCACCGCCACCACCCCCCUCCCCAAAGUCCCAGUGCCAUUGUGGUGCCCGUUGUUUACCUCCGACUCGGGCUGAGGGAAGCGCUUGGUGACUUUUUUUUAGGGGGGGAGGGGGUCAGAGAGCGAGUGCUGGCCGAGGUGGUGACGUUGGCUGGGGUCCCUUUGGGUCCCCUCUCUCCCCUCCCCCUCCCUCGGUUGGGGGGUCCCCAGACGCUCCGAGGGACGUCCAUGGGCACAGGGAGAGGGUCUCCCCGGGACUGUUGUCGCCAAAUCCAAAGUGGUCUCUUAGUGCCUUCCCCGGAGGAGCUCUUGUCUGGCCCUUACCGUCGCUGUCCCUUGCUAGAUGCCCAAGGUGGGGGCUGCCAGGCUGUGGGCAAAAAGUUUAAGGUUUGUUAAGAAAAAGAAAAAUCAGGAGCAAUUGUUGGGGAGGGGGGAGGGGCGCCUGGGAGCCUGCGAGGUGGCCUGUCCCCUCUGCGCCCCUGGGGGUUGGUUGGACAGCCCCAGUGCAAGUGACACCCAGAAGUAGACUUUGCCUGCUCAAAGCCCAGAGGGAGGGAGGACAGGGGACCUGCUUUGUAUUUUGAUUUUUUGAAUCGCCCCUACCCCCGCUUUCGGGAGACCUGCUCCAUAGUGAUUUUUUUUUUUUUUCUUCUUUUUGAGAGAUUCCUCAGUCACCACCUUGCCUCCCCCAAACAGCACCCGCAGCUCACAAGGGGUUCCGCUUUAUUUUAAACAAUUCUCCACCCUCCCCAAACGAAUCACUUGUCAGAUCAAUAUACCUUUUCCCUCCUUCCUACUUCCCUCUUCCCCAUCCAAAACCCGUUCUGAGGUUAGACAUUUUACAAACCAUCUAUGCUGUUUUCCAUAUUGUGAUUUUUUUUUAACAACCCCGCUCCCAUGACCACUCUGCCAGACGUUCAUUUCUGCCCUUCCCCCGCUUAGGGGGGCGGGGGUAGGAGAAGAGAAAAUAAUACAAUUUCAGGGGAAGUCGCCUUCAGGUCUGCUGCUGCUGUUUUUUUUUUUUUUUUUUUUUUUAAUUAAAGAAAAAAAGGGACAUAGAAAACAUCAGUCUAGAACUUCACUUCAAGAACUCGGGCUGCAAAGGAAAUCUCCCUUUGUUUUUUAUAUUUAUAUGCUGUCAAGUUUUGAAGUGGUGAGUUUCAGUUCAGGCAGGUAAUCUAUAGACAGUGACUGAGCAUGGAUCAUUUGAACGAGGCAACUCAGGGGAAAGAGCAUUCAGAAAUGUCUAACAAUGUGAGCGAUCCGAAGGGUCCACCAGCCAAGAUUGCCCGCCUGGAGCAGAACGGGAGCCCUCUAGGAAGAGGACGGCUUGGAAGCACAGGUGCUAAAAUGCAGGGAGUGCCUUUAAAACACUCGGGCCAUCUGAUGAAAACCAACCUUAGGAAAGGAACCAUGUUACCAGUUUUCUGUGUGGUGGAACAUUAUGAAAACGCCAUUGAAUAUGACUGCAAGGAGGAACAUGCGGAAUUCGUGCUGGUGAGGAAGGACAUGCUCUUCAACCAGCUGAUAGAAAUGGCAUUGCUGUCUCUAGGUUAUUCACAUAGCUCUGCCGCCCAGGCCAAAGGGCUCAUCCAGGUUGGAAAAUGGAACCCAGUUCCACUGUCUUAUGUGACGGAUGCCCCCGAUGCCACGGUGGCAGACAUGCUUCAAGAUGUGUACCACGUGGUCACACUAAAAAUCCAGCUACACAGUUGCCCCAAACUAGAAGAUCUGCCUCCUGAACAAUGGUCGCACACCACUGUAAGGAAUGCUCUGAAGGAUUUGCUGAAAGAUAUGAAUCAGAGUUCGUUGGCCAAGGAGUGCCCCCUUUCCCAGAGUAUGAUCUCUUCCAUUGUGAACAGCACUUACUAUGCAAAUGUCUCAGCAGCAAAAUGUCAAGAAUUUGGAAGGUGGUACAAACAUUUCAAGAAGACAAAAGAUAUGAUGGUUGAAAUGGAUAGUCUCUCAGAACUGUCCCAGCAAAGUGCCAACCAUGUCAAUUACGGCCAGCAGCCUGUCCCAGGGAACACAGCCGAGCAGCCUCCAUCCCCCGCGCAGCUGUCCCACGGCAGCCAGCCCUCUGUCCGGACCCCUCUUCCGAAUCUGCACCCUGGCCUUGUGUCCACGCCUAUCAGUCCCCAGCUGGUCAACCAGCAGCUGGUGAUGGCCCAGCUCCUGAAUCAGCAAUACGCGGUGAACAGACUCUUGGCCCAGCAGUCCUUAAACCAACAGUACUUGAAUCACCCUCCCCCUGUCAGUAGGUCAUUGAAUAAGCCUUUGGAACAGCAAGUUUCCACGAACACAGAGGUGUCUUCCGAAAUCUACCAGUGGGUACGGGAUGAACUAAAACGAGCAGGAAUCUCCCAGGCAGUGUUUGCACGUGUGGCUUUUAACAGAACUCAGGGCUUGCUUUCAGAAAUCCUCCGGAAGGAAGAGGACCCCAAGACUGCCUCCCAGUCCUUGCUGGUGAACCUUCGGGCUAUGCAGAACUUCUUGCAGUUACCAGAGGCUGAAAGAGAUCGCAUAUACCAGGACGAAAGGGAGAGGAGCCUGAACGCAGCCUCGGCCAUGGGUCCUGCCCCUUUGCUGAGCACACCGCCCAGCCGCCCUCCCCAGGUGAAAACAGCCACCAUUGCCACGGAGAGGAAUGGGAAACCGGAGAACAGUACCAUGAACAUUAACGCCUCCAUUUACGAUGAGAUUCAGCAGGAAAUGAAGCGCGCUAAAGUGUCCCAGGCACUGUUUGCAAAGGUCGCAGCCACCAAGAGCCAGGGCUGGCUGUGUGAGCUGUUACGCUGGAAGGAAGAUCCUUCUCCAGAAAACAGAACCCUGUGGGAGAACCUGUCCAUGAUCCGAAGGUUCCUCAGCCUUCCUCAACCCGAGCGAGAUGCCAUUUAUGAGCAGGAGAGCAACGCGGUACAUCACCAUGGUGACAGACCACCCCACAUUAUCCACGUUCCAGCAGAACAGAUCCAGCAGCAGCAGCAGCAACAGCAGCAGCAGCAGCAGCAGCAGCAGCCACCACCGCCACCUCCGCAGCCACAGCCACAGCCCCCUGCUGGUCCCCGGCUGCCCCCGAGGCAGCCCACCGUGGCCUCCCCUGCAGAGUCAGAUGAGGAGAACCGUCAGAAGGCCAGGCCGCGAACCAAAAUUUCCGUGGAGGCCCUGGGGAUCCUGCAGAGCUUCAUCCAGGAUGUGGGUCUGUACCCGGACGAAGAGGCCAUCCAGACUCUGUCGGCACAACUUGACCUUCCCAAGUACACCAUCAUCAAGUUCUUUCAGAACCAGCGGUACUAUCUCAAGCAUCACGGCAAGCUGAAGGACAACUCCGGGCUGGAGGUGGACGUGUCUGACUAUAAAGACGAGGAGCUGCUCAAGGAUCUGGAAGAGAGCGUCCAGGAUACAAACGCCAACACCCUUUUCUCCGUGAAGCUGGAAGACGAGCUGUCAGUGGAAAGGAACACGGACAUCAACACUGACCCGAAAGACUGAGGAAAGAGGAUCCUUCUGUCCAUCACCCAACAGUACCACUGCUAUUUCCUAACACAACGAAAAGUCCACCCUGUGUUUGCUCAGAAAAAACAAAACAAAACAAAACAAACAAACAAAAAAACCUUUGUUGAUCAUUGUUCACGGUUGGGCCAGUGAAUUCUCCGAAGCCUGCACAAACAGGACAGACCAGAGGGACUAAAGACAGACUGCAGGAAAGGUUUCACUCCUUGUUUCACAAACUGUGUGGCAGCCCCAGUCGAAGCAUCGAGGACUGUUUGGUAGUAGAAUUUGUGUUCAAGGGAAGCACCGAGGUGUGCGUGUCCCGUAAGCAUGAUACCAGAGUUUUGUUUUUCUUUUUAAUGAUUAUUCUGGAACCUCAAAUGAGCAUUAUAACUUCUGCGAGUAUGAGUUUCUUUUAAUUAUUUCUGUAAUAUUCCACACUGAUCUUUGGAAACGCGCCCCUUAUUUUAAAAAGAAAAAGGAAAAAAAAGAGUUUGUUACUCUAUUGUAUGUUACAAAAGAACUAUAGACUGUGGAAUACAGUUUAAAGAUGACAUAUGCCAACAAAUGCCUUGUAUUAUAUGGCACUGCCGUAAGUCAAAUUUGUUUUUAUUUUGGAAAUAAAAAGUUCACUGUAAUUUUUUUUCAUUCUCAUUGUUACAUGAUUUUUUUUUUUGAAGAAAAAAAAGAAAAGAAAAUGUGAAACACAAUUUAGUCCUCAUUAUUUAUUUGUAGAUCUUGCAGCAUCAUGUUGUAAUUAAUUUUUGGGAAGUUUCCGUUAAAUGUAAUAUUGCUUCUCUUGUUACCAUACUGAUUCUUUUCUAUUUAUAAAUGUAUUUUGAUGGGCAGUAAAACAAAGUGUCUUAAAGUUUUAAAUAGAGAAAAAUGUGCUUUACACAGUUGCCUAUAAAAAGUGCUCUAUGUUAUCCAAGCAAUUCAUCCUGUAAGCGUCACUCUUACUGUUGUAUGCAAUUUUUACUAUCAUGCAAAUAAGCUUAGGUAAAUAAAACUAAUAGAUCACCUUAGAAAAUUAUGCAAUUAAUGUGAAAAUAAUUGAUGUUUGCAACGUGUCUUCCUUUGGUUUACAAUCAAUUUUAAAGCUACAUCUGUAUAAAAUUUCUGUAUAAAGGUGUAUUUCUUUUUUUUAUGAGUUUAUGGCUAUGAAAACACCAGCUAUUUUGUUACAGCUGGCUGUUUUUAUAAGUGUAUCACAAUUUUCUUUAUGCAGAAAUGUUCUGAUUAGGAGUGGUUAUUGACUGUAACUACACAAUUAAAAUUGUUUGUAUGGUAUGACA
Molecule: messenger RNA, 4918 nt
Organism: Jaculus jaculus (lesser Egyptian jerboa)
Lineage: Eukaryota; Metazoa; Chordata; Mammalia; Rodentia; Dipodidae
Gene: Satb1
Product: SATB homeobox 1
Exons: 11
Coding region: 1329-3623 (764 amino acids)
Biological process (GO): chromatin remodeling; regulation of transcription by RNA polymerase II
Molecular function (GO): DNA-binding transcription factor activity, RNA polymerase II-specific; RNA polymerase II cis-regulatory region sequence-specific DNA binding
Source: RefSeq, a predicted model, not a curated record